GAGAACCUCUUAUAGUUUACUCAUCAGCGCCACCGUUUAGCUCCUUUCUCUCAGUUUUUCUCUGAUUUCGUCAGAGCUUGAUCUCUCCAUAGAAAUGGGUGCUUUCCGGUUUCACCAAUAUCAAGUGGUUGGGAGAGCCCUCCCGACAGAGAAAGAUGAGCACCCUAAGAUCUACAGGAUGAAGCUUUGGGGUAGAAAUGAAGUAUGCGCCAAGUCCAAGUUUUGGUACUUCAUGAGGAAAUUGAAGAAGGUCAAGAAAAGCAACGGACAGAUGCUUGCCAUCAAUGAGAUUUUCGAGAAGAAUCCCACGACAAUCAAGAAUUACGGUAUCUGGCUGCGUUAUCAGAGCCGAACUGGGUACCACAACAUGUACAAGGAGUACCGUGACACGACACUCAAUGGUGGAGUGGAGCAGAUGUACACUGAGAUGGCUUCUCGUCAUAGAGUGAGGUUCCCUUGCAUUCAGAUCAUCAAGACUGCAACAGUCCCUGCAAAGCUGUGCAAGAGAGAGAUCACCAAGCAGUUCCACAACUCGAAGAUCAAGUUCCCUCUUGUUUUCAGAAAGGUCAGACCACCAACCAGGAAGCUGAAGACUACAUACAAGGCAUCAAAGCCUAACCUUUUCAUGUAGAUCCAAUUGGCAUGAUUAGGGUUCGUGUUCCUAGUCUGAACAAAACACUGGAGUUAUCUUCUCUUGAAGAUUUUUGAACUUAUUUUUGUUUUAGAUAUGAUACGGUAUUCAGGUGACUCAUCUCCAAUUUUCAUCAGUUUUCAAAGUUUUGCUGCUUUAGUGUAAUGUACUAAUGUUGCAAAAAGUUCAGGCUUGAUAGUUAAGGUAAAUGUGGGAGAGUUAUCAUAAA
Arabidopsis lyrata subsp. lyrata is the source of this 860-nucleotide messenger RNA. RefSeq names its product 60S ribosomal protein L18a-3. Gene Ontology annotation, biological process: translation. Gene Ontology annotation, molecular function: structural constituent of ribosome. The record is from RefSeq and is a predicted model, not a curated record. Bases 95 to 631 code for a protein of 178 amino acids. Gene Ontology annotation, cellular component: ribosome; cytosolic large ribosomal subunit. The transcript is spliced from 4 exons. NCBI's taxonomy places the organism in Eukaryota, Viridiplantae, Streptophyta, Magnoliopsida, Brassicales, Brassicaceae.